AUUUUUCACUGCAUUUUUUGCACUCGGGAAAAAAGCAUAAAUCCCAGAAAUUCCAGUUCCGCUGUUUAUAGCCGUUGAUCGGGAAUUGAUGGCGGACUGGCACCAAUUCUUUCAAUCGGUGUUGUUGGGGCUACUAACCUUCUCCUACCUCCUCGCGAAGCUAUUCUCCGUUAUACUCUCCUUCCGCGACGAGAAUCUGAGGAUCACGCGCGAUGAUUCAUCGGAACCCGAAGCUCAAGAGAAAGCCGCAGAUUUUUGGGAUGAGAAUGAACCCUUGAUCCCCGGAGAUGGGGUAACGGGGAAUGAAAGCGUGGUGACUAGUGAUCAUAGUGAUAGUGAUGACGAUUGGGAGGGCGUUGAGAGUACCGAGUUGGAUAAGAUCUUCAGUGUCGCCACUGCGUUUAUUGCGGCCACGGCUGCAGAUAGGGCGGCCGUGAAGGCGUCCAACGAUGUCCAGCUUCAGCUCUAUAGCUUGUAUAAGAUUGCGAUCGAGGGACCGUGUUCCGCUCCCCAGCCUUCGGCCUUAAAAAUGACUGCUCUUGCGGGAUUAGGAUAUAUUCGUUUCAGAAACAUGUUAUUCUUUAAUAUGAAGCCUGAAGUUAGAAAAUUACAGUGGCAAGCAUGGAAGAAAUUGGGUGCUAUGCCUCGUGAAGAAGCAAUGGAGAAGUACAUUGACAUUGUUUCGGAGUUAUAUCCCACUUGGGCUUCUGGCCUUGCCAAUCAUAAGAAGAGAGAUGAAAGUACCAGCGAUACAUCUAUGGGAGGUGCCGGGUGCCUGUUUUUAGUACAUUUGCUUAUGAAGAGGAAUCAGGAAGUGACUUGUGGGUAUUCUAACUAUUUCAUUUAAUGUUCUAUACUUCCAUGUCCUCCAUCAUAUCCUCUGUAUUGUCUACAUGUUUCUUGAUUUCUGUGACAUAAUCUUUUAUAUCUAACUAUAGUUUAUCCCAGUAUAAACAAGGAUAAUACUAGAUAUGGUUGUUGAAGAACAUUAAAUGCUAGCUUUUUGAGAUCUUAUUGCAAGACUUGUCUCUCACUCUAUCCUAUCCACCCACAAGGGCAUGGGCAUCUUUUCUGUGGCUGACUGGCUAUAUCUUUUUUUGGAAUCAAACACCUUAAUGGUUCAUUCA
This is a messenger RNA of Salvia splendens (bonfire salvia), 1127 nucleotides long. Its product is annotated as acyl-CoA-binding domain-containing protein 1-like. NCBI's taxonomy places the organism in Eukaryota, Viridiplantae, Streptophyta, Magnoliopsida, Lamiales, Lamiaceae. Gene Ontology annotation, molecular function: fatty-acyl-CoA binding. The transcript has 5 exons. Bases 89 to 847 code for a protein of 252 amino acids. The record is from RefSeq and is a predicted model, not a curated record.